UCAUCUUGGUGCCUAUGGAGUGUCAUUUUGAACUUGAUUGCUUCAAGAGUUUAUAUUGCAGGCUGCUCUGCCCCACUUAUUGUGCAACAUUGUGCAAGCUCAGCUGUUUUACUGGAUGUAUUCCUAUUCUCCCUGCAGAUCUUCCCAGAUGAAACUGAACUGUUAGCUAGUGUGGGCAUAGGCAGCCUUUGUCUUUAUGAUAUGCCAAGCAAAUCUGUGUAAUAGAUGAUGUCCCUCACCUGCAGAGGCAAUUAGACCACCUUGUUUAUAUUGCACAGUGACCCCUGGAGACAGUGCUAUAAUGUAAAUGGAUGCAGAGCUGGCAGCGCCCCUGUGGACCCUAAACUUUGGCAAUGUAGCUGUACCAUUCUUCAAACUUGAUGAGUUGAUGCCAGUGCCUUUCAUGACCUCAGGACAUCACAAAGAGCCUUACAGCUAAUGAAGUAUUCUUUACCAUGAAGUCAAACUGUUGUAGGAAAUUCAACCAACCUAUCUAUGCACAAGUUCCCACAAACAGCAAGUUGACAAUAACCACAAUCUUUUUGCGAUAUUGAUUUAAGAGAAAGAAAAUGUUCCUGGUUGGUCUGACAGGUGGGAUUGCCUCGGGGAAAAGCACAGUUGCUGCUGUGUUCCGUGAACUUGGGUGUCCAGUUGUGGAUGCUGAUCAGAUAGCAAGACAGAUUGUUGAGCCAGACUCUCCAGCAUACUGGGCAAUAGUGCGAUCCUUUGGUGAGGAGAUCCUGCUGGAGGACAGAAAAAUCAACAGGGAGAAGCUGGGUAACGUCAUCUUUGGCGAUGUGGAGAAACGUCAGCUCCUGAAUUCCAUCACUCAUCCAGAAAUCCACAAAGCCAUGCUCAAACAGAUCUUUAAAUACUUUAUACGAGGAUACCGGUAUGUUAUCCUCGAUGUUCCACUCUUGUUCGAGACUAACAAGUUAGCCAAGUUUAUGAAGCACACUGUAGUUGUUUACUGUGACCCUCAGGCCCAACUGACCCGGCUGAUGAAACGGAAUAGUUUGACGCAGACGGAGGCGGAGCGGCGCAUUGGUGCCCAAAUGCCAUUGGAGCAGAAGCGGAAGCUGGCGAGCCAUGUGAUCGAUAACUCUGGGGACAGCGCCGGUACACAUCGGCAGGUUUGCAAACUGCACUCUCAGCUUGAAGACUCCCUGGACUUCUUAGCAGUCCGGUUACUAGCCGUGGUCACGCUCUCAGGAAUCGGAGGGCUUCUCUGCGUAUUGAUAAAAAGGUGCAUUUUUUAAAAUGAAGGUCUGCUCCAAACCAAGAUAAAGUAAGGACAGAUGCUUCAUUUUCUAAAAAGAAGAUCCUAUGCAAGAUUGGAAUAUAAAACAUAAGGUGGAAGUGCUGUUUGCUGAACAAUCUUCAGUUCUAUCUCUCUCCUUUUCUCUUCAUGAUAAUUGUCAUUAUCUUUUAUCUAUAUCUGAUAUUGCAAAGAGACACUCUGAAGAGACCUCUGCCAAAUUAUGGAUAGUCAGAGUCCUGCUUCUGCUUGCCAGUUUCUCGGGGCUAAGAUAUACCAAUCAAGUAAUGGAUUUUCCAAUGUGUAGAGAUCCUGUUUGCAGCACAGAUGCUCACUGCAGCUUUUAACUACGCCGAGUGUUUAUUUGGAUAUCAAAGAUAGGCAACUGGAUGCUGUUUACUUCCUUGUUUAAUCUGAGUGAGCACUCGGGAGAUGUUUGUGAAAGUGGAUCCUGUGUAAGUUGCACUCUGUGGCCUAUAGGUAACAGACUUCACUGCUGCCUCUUUAACUAGAGCGACCAGGGUGAAUCUAAAGCACGGCAACAUUAUCGCACCAAGUGGACGCUGGGAUUUCUGAUCUAUCGCCUGUUUAUUCCAGAGAAAAGUGUGGCUUGCUCAAGGGGAAGGUGUAAUGCAUAUGGUGGCACAGUGUGUAGAUUUUCACUUAACCACAUCUGCUGCUCAGUUCUGUGGUUUAGACUAAUGCUGUGUCCGCUGUGCUUUGUUUCACUACGGUCUUACAUACUUUGCAGCCACUUUCUUCUGGCAGGUGAGGCGAGUGUUGUUGGUUGAUGAUGGUUAAUACAUUUUUAGUAGUGCACUUUACUUUAUCUGUUCAGUUUCCUUUCCAUGAUAUCCACGCCAAGUUUGGAAUUUUGAAUGCAAGAUCAGAGAAUUGAAGCUGUGACCUAAAUUCUGUCACUAUGCAGUGUAUCCACACUCGAUUGACAGUGUGCUGAAUCCUGUAAGUGGUCUGGCAGGAGCACGUGAACCAGCAACAACAACAUACAACAUUUGUAAAAUCAUAUGGAAGAAUUUCUCACCUUUUGAUUUGUAAUUCAAUAAAUGAUGUGGAGAGCCCUGGCACAUGGAUUUUUCUGCUAAAUUGACAUCACAGAAAUAUAAUUGGAUGCAAUUGACCUUCGGCUGUAACAAUCGGCACCCUGGCCUGAUUUACCAAUUCCAUUAAAGCUGAUGCAAAUCGGACAAUGUCAAACAGGCUGCCCCUCUGCCACUGUCCAUUUUACCCUAUCAUCAAAGAGCAGUAUCACCCCCAAAGCCUCCUGAAGCAUUGCUUUUCUUCAUACCUGUUUACUGAAUAUCCAUCAUGGUAUUUGUGGGAUUCUUGUCUUUUCAGAUUGGGUAAUGGGCAAACCCAGCCAGUCUCCAAUCAAAUAAAGACUUGAUUUUUAAACAAGAGGAAUGUACAAAAUACUUCCCUUGUGCGGCCACCAUCUCCAGGACUUACUUUUCCCCCUUGAACCAGUGCUGUAACUGCCCUGGGAAUGGAUGCCAUCACUCUCCAGUCUCAUGCCCAAGUGGCCAAUUCUUAAUCUAAAUUGUGAUUGCUAGCAGGUCAACCAUAGGCAAAUUCACAUCCGAGUGCCAUGUUGUCCUCACCUAAGGCUAGUGUGUAUUUUCCACCUGGGUUACUGGAUAAUGAUUAUGCUCCUCCCAAACCCAGGGAAGCUCAUGUUGAUUGUAACAGCCUUUUACUGCAUACUGAAAUUGGUUAUCUCCAUACACUGAGUCAGUUUUUUGAGAAGGAAUACUUUAUUCUUCUCUAGAAUUACAAGCUUUACUGAUUGACUUUUGCCAUUCAUAAGAUGGCCCAUUUACAGGUCAAAAUGAAAAUCUUAAAUUGUCAAAAUACACACAAGUGGGAUACGUCCUCCAGGGAAAAUGGAUGUCCUUGCCGUUUCAGUUCAGGAUGAAUUCUUGGUUUCAGGACAAAUGACAGAUAGAAAUUAAAAUCAAACAGUGGGGCCUUGAAGCUUCAAUUUCUGUCAAUCUAGUUUAAGCCUCACAAUGUCCUCCGUGUAUAGAGAUGCAGACCUGUCUUCCCCAUGUGCAUUCUCUGUAAUUGCCAGCAUAGGAAGCCUUUGAUUGAGUUGCUUUCCCUGAAUUUGCCUUUGUAAAUGAAGUCCGACAUAUAUAAAUAAACCUUCAUUGUCCUGCCUUUGAA
Carcharodon carcharias (great white shark) is the source of this 3442-nucleotide messenger RNA. RefSeq names its product dephospho-CoA kinase domain containing (gene dcakd). Lineage: Eukaryota; Metazoa; Chordata; Chondrichthyes; Lamniformes; Lamnidae. The transcript is spliced from 6 exons. The record is from RefSeq and is a predicted model, not a curated record. Gene Ontology annotation, biological process: coenzyme A biosynthetic process. Gene Ontology annotation, molecular function: ATP binding; dephospho-CoA kinase activity. Bases 570 to 1259 code for a protein of 229 amino acids.